GCAGCAGACAGACACAAGGGAAAGACGAGAAGGAGAGAGGCAGACCGACUGGGAACAGAACAAAAAAACAAGUCCAGCAAUGGGAGACAUCCGCAGACAGACGUUGAUGCAGACGGACUGACAGCCUACCUGAAGGCUGUUCGGAUGUCUGCCGUGUGCGAAACAGACGACAGAAGAAGAAGAAACGGAGGAGAAACAUGAGUCGGCAACAGGCUCAGGGAGUGGUUUUAACUAGUUACCACAGCAACGCCGAACUCUUACCGCAGACCGGACUGUGUUCGUCCAGCUGUCCGUCCGGACCGGACCGGGACAUCGACGUGCUCAGCCGUAAAACAGGCCAGUACACUCUUCAGCAGAACCCAUAUAUCCAACAAGAAGACAAAUCUGAACCUUCCUUGACUACAAACAGCGCAAAGUCCAGCAGCACCAAUGCAUCGGUGGGCCUCGGCUCUAGUUCUGCGGGCAGCUCCAGGUCCCAGCCGUUCUCCAGUCCCAGGCACAGCCCCAACACCAGAACCAGACACCCGCUCAAAUGUCAGCGCAGCUUUUCUCAGGAUUCGCUGAACGAGCAGGAGAUGGACGACUACUGGAAGGAGGUCGAGAAUAUCACCAGCUCAGGAGGAGGAGGAGCAGGGAGGGCAGAAGGAGAAGUUCAAGAGGAGGAGCAGCAAAAAGCUCCUGAAGUUAUGUUCCAGUGUUUGUUUCAUUCAGAAGGCGAGCAGGAGGAGGCGUGGCUUGCAGAGGCGGGGCUAACACGGCUCUUUGAUGAUUCGUUGGAAGCUGAUGAUCACGACCAGGAAGAAGACAGUGCUGUGUUCCUGUCCACCCUCACCAGGACGCAGGCCGCAGCGGUGGAACGCCGGGUGACUUCGCUGCAUCAGACAUUGCUACGGCGACGCAACCGCCAACACCUUCCUGAUGUCCGGGACAUAUUUAGACCUCUGGGAAAGGAUGAAGAGCCUCAUAAACUCAGAGGAGGAAGUGAGAACAGACAAAACGAUGCCACAACCGCUGAAACUGAGACCGAGCUGAACGUUGAGGUGGCGUUUUCAGAGCAGGCGCUCUCUUACCGGGAUCAAAGGUUAAAGGUCACCAACAACCUCAACUCACCUGAUGACAAACUACCAAAUUUUAAGCUCCUUCAAGAUAAAACUGGUCAAACUAAAAUAGGAGAUCUGUCUCCUCUGGACAUGAAAAAGGUGCUCCGGCUCGUUCUUGUGGAGGUGACGGCGUUGUUCGACACAGCUGGGAUCGACCUGAAGCCUCAUAAAGCUGUCAAAGUUAAGACUAAAGAAAGCGGUCUGUUUGGCGUUCCUCUUACCACUUUGUUAGACCAAGACCAGAGGCGAGCUCCUGGAACCAAAGUGCCAUUUAUCYUGCAGAGGCUCAUGAAUCAUAUUGAGGAGGAAGGUUUGGACACAGAGGGUCUACUCCGGAUCCCUGGAGCAGCCACUAGAGUGAAGCUGCUGUGCCAGGAGCUCGAGUCGUCUUUUUAUGAAGGGACGUUCCCGUGGAAGCAGCUGAAGCAGCACGAUGCUGCUAGCCUUUUGAAGCUGUUCAUCAGGGAGCUGCCCCAUUCGCUGCUGACUGUGGAGUACCUCAAUGCUUUCAUUGCUGUGAACAAGUUCCCCACCAAGAAGCAGCAGCUGCAGGCUCUGAACCUGCUGGUUCUCUUGCUCCCCGAGGCCAAUCGGGACACUUUGAAGGCCCUGGUGGAGUUUUUCCAGCGUGUGAUCGAUCAUCAAGCCAACAAUAAGAUGACUUUGAACAAUGUUUCCGUGGUCAUGGCGCCCAACAUCUUCAUGUUCAAAGGCUUUCGGUCGAAGGUGACGGAGCAGCAGGAGUUCUCCAUGGCGACCAACACGGCCAACAUCGUCCGGCUGCUGAUCAGAUACCAGCGUAUUCUGUGGAACAUCCCCAAGUUCAUUUUGAAUCAGGUCCGGCAGCAAAACAUGGAGAGUCAGAGGAAACAGAAUAAAGAACGGGCGGUGCUGAAGCUGCUGAAGAAAAUGACCACCGACAAACCGUCUGAGAAAACUAUCCCUGAGGUCUUUGCUUACGACCAGGAGAACUCGCAGGGGUUCAUUCGAGUUCAAGCCCCACAGUUCAGUAAAGUUUCCAUGGCUGUUCAACUGACAGAAGAAUUGCAGGCUGCUGACGUGUUAACUCGCUUCCUCAGCCAAGACAGUUCAGUGGCAAUAAAGAAAGAAGACCUGUGUCUUUAUGAGAUGGGUGGAAACAUCAAGGAGAGAUGCCUCGAUGGAGAAACAUACAUGAAAGACCUUUUCCAGCUGAACCCGACRGCAGAGUGGGUCAUUAAAACCAUUCAGCGAUAAAACUCUAGAAACAUGUUGGAUCCAACUCUGAGUCCUGCUGAGGCCACAUGACAGCUAGUUCUCUGUAAUUUUUGGAUACRUUUGGACCUUUUUUUUUUUAACAUGUAGCAGAAGAUUACUUGUUCCUGACAUCAAUCCAAGUCCAGUGGCAGUUUAAGAAGUUAUAAAAACUUUACUAAAAUGGAAGGAAAUUAUUCCCACAUUUAGUCUAUAAGCUGUCGAUGUGCUGCUAAAUCAAAUUUUGAGCAUCAAAUACCACUUAACUGAAGAAUGUAAAAGUUCAUUAAACUUAAACCACUUUGUAAAAGCUUGUUUUUAAUCCAUAUCCACUGGUGGGGGAAAAAAUCCAGCUUGUUUCUGUACUGUGAUUUAUUGCUUUUUUUUACUUUAACAUGUUUGCAGUAAAUAGAUUACAAGGAUGCUGUUGUGCAAUAAUUUUUAAGGACUGCAGAAUAGCCAGAGCACGCUAUGACGACAUUUUAGGUACAAUUCAUCCAUUGUACAUUUAGUUUUUCAAAAUGGAUGUUUGAGUGUGUUUAAUAUGAGAAUCAUGUAGAAAAAUCAGUUUGACACUUCUGCACAGAUUAUAAUCCACACAGUUUUACACGUGCUACAAUAGUGUGUGUGCAGGUUCACGUAGAAUAAAUGAAAUUGACAGUUUUGUUUUGUACCAAAGACUAGAUUGUUUUAAUGAUGAGUUGAUAAGUGCACAUUUUAAACUGAUAAUCUGCUGUUUUUUAAAUGGUCCUAUAACAUGAUACAUUUGCACACACAGUGUCUUAAAUAUUUUUAAUUUAACUGAUGGCAGAUGCUGUACAAGUACAUUAAUAAAACCUGCUUUAUGCCAGUAAAAGACAUUUUUGCUCACUGGCACUUGUUUUCAACAAAGCUUUUACAACAGCUUGCUGAGGAYAAUACAAUAUAUCUGCACUGAAAAGUCAUACUUCACAAAUGUUUCUGCUCUGGAAAAGCUUAAAUAUYUGAUUAUUUGUAAUAUUCAAACACUGUCACUCCAUCUUGUUUUAAGUUCACUUUGAUUUUACAAAAGGAAAGAAAAAUCUGUUGUUGCCUUUUAAUAAAUGACCACUGACUGUUAAUAAACCUGCUGUUAUUAAUUACA
Austrofundulus limnaeus is the source of this 3456-nucleotide messenger RNA. RefSeq names its product rho GTPase-activating protein 18. Gene Ontology annotation, molecular function: GTPase activator activity. The transcript is spliced from 18 exons. The coding region runs from base 198 to 2336 and encodes 712 amino acids. NCBI's taxonomy places the organism in Eukaryota, Metazoa, Chordata, Actinopteri, Cyprinodontiformes, Rivulidae. Gene Ontology annotation, biological process: regulation of actin filament polymerization; signal transduction; regulation of small GTPase mediated signal transduction. Gene Ontology annotation, cellular component: cytoplasm. The record is from RefSeq and is a predicted model, not a curated record.